UGCUGAGACAGAGGAAGCAGAAAAUAAACAUCAGGAAGAGAAUGAUCGCCAAGGCAAAAAAAGUGACAAUAAUCCAGUUCAAAGCAGGUCUGAAGACAACAAGGAAGAAACCAACAAAGAGCAAAGCGAUCAUCUGAAACAGAUGGAGGAAUAUUACAAAGGAGAACUUAAAAAGAAAGAGUCAGCUAUUAGAAAGUUAAAGAAGGAAUUGGAAUCACUGAAAGGCAGACUGGCACAAGACAUGGCUGUUUCAAUAAAGACAGGAGACACUGAGAGCAUGAAUGACCCGGUCAGUAAAACCAGACUGACUGAAUUGUAUAAGAAUCUAAAGCUGGAGAAGUGGACUGGAAUCAAAGAUCAUCUGAAAUCCAUUACAACCAGUCCAGAGUUUAUAAGGGCUUUGGUUCAGAAAACCUUUAAAGAAGCAGCAGAAGAAAUGACAAGAAAAAAGCAGCAAAUAGAGGAAACUUUUAGAUCAACUGAGUCCAGCGGUGGCCAGAAAAAUCAAAAGGUUGAAGGAUACAGAAAGCUAGCAGUUCAUAAUCUGCAGUUAGCUCUGUUCCACAGCAACAAAGAUCAUCUGAAGAGUCCCUUUCCUAAAUAUGAAGGUGAAAAAGCUGAGGAUGUGAUGGUGAAUCUGAGACGUCUGACCUCGGAGUGCUACUGGCUGGGUUGUUUGAUCGCUUUAAACAAUCCGCCUCUUCAGCCAGACUGGGAGACUCAGGAUUAUAAGAAAAACUCCUGGGACAUUUUCCCUCUAACGCUAAAAGAUUCGGAUAAAUAGAAAAGGGACAUCAUGCAUUUAUGCAUGCUUGUCUUUCAUACAGUUUUAGUUUCCUGAACGCACAAAUUAGGCUUCAAUAAAUAAAUACUGAUCAAAUGUUAUUCAUUUGAAAUAAAAUGCAUGUAAUGUAAA
This is a messenger RNA of Poeciliopsis prolifica (blackstripe livebearer), 916 nucleotides long. RefSeq lists its product as uncharacterized. Lineage: Eukaryota; Metazoa; Chordata; Actinopteri; Cyprinodontiformes; Poeciliidae. Bases 143 to 784 code for a protein of 213 amino acids. The record is from RefSeq and is a predicted model, not a curated record. The transcript has 9 exons.